CAGGAAAGUGUGGAAGAACUUGCAAAGCAUUUGGUUUGUAGAGAGAGAGAGGGCUGGACAAAAAUGAAUGCCUUAAAAACCUGGAGGCAGUUAUGUCGGCUUAGCCAUCAGCAGAGGUUAUUUGUGCAGGCCACAUAUAGCUCGUCAAUGCUUUCAAGAAAACAGUCAACACAAUCUUCAUUGAGUCUCAAAGACGCCCUUGAGCGAGUGGUUCCUGAGAAACAAAAAGAAGUCCUUGAAUUUAGGAAGAAAUAUGGCAACGAAAAGCUUGGAGAAUACACAGUGGACCAGGCUUAUGGUGGAAUGAGAGGUAUCAAGGGAUUAGUUACUGAGACAUCCCAUCUAGACCCCAUAGAGGGUAUUGAGUUCCGUGGUUACACAAUUCCACAGUGCCAAGAACUUCUUCCAAAGGCUGAAGGYGGAGAGGAACCCYUACCUGAAGGUCUUUUUUGGYUGUUGAUAACRGGAGAAAUACCAACAAAGGAGCAGGUUGUAAACUUGUCUCAUGAGUGGGCAGCCAAAGCAGAUCUUCCCCAACAUGUUGUACAAAUGCUGAAUAACUUUCCWGAUACCUUGCAUCCUAUGAGUCAGUUCAGUGCUGCUAUUACAGCCAUGAACAGCGAGAGCAAGUUUGUACAAGCUUAUAACUCUGGUGUUCCAAAAGCUGAUUACUGGAGGUAUGUGUUUGAUGACUCUAUGGAGCUGAUUGCUAAGCUACCCACCUUGGCUGCAUACAUCUACCGUAACUUAUACAAAGAUGGUAAAGUUGCGCCCGUCGACCCUAACAGUGACUGGUCAGCUAACCUGGCAACCAUGUUAGGAUUUGAUGACAAGAUGUUUACUGAAUUGAUGCGGCUUUACUUGACAAUCCAUACUGACCAUGAGGGUGGUAAUGUCAGUGCACACACUUGUCAUCUUAUUGGAAGUGCUUUGUCUGAUCCAUAUCUCUCCUUUGCUGGUGGUAUGAAUGGUCUUGCWGGACCCCUUCAUGGAUUAGCCAAUCAGGAAGUUCUAGUAUGGCUGACCAAGUUAAGUGAAGCACUUGGACCUGACCCAUCUGAUGAGAAAGUCAGAACUUUUAUUUGGGACUCUCUUAAGGGAGGAAAAGUUGUUCCAGGAUACGGUCAUGCUGUUCUCAGAAAAACAGAUCCUCGAUACUCAUCUCAACGUGAAUUUGCCCUCAAACAUCUUCCUGAUGAUCCAAUGUUUAAGCUGGUGAGUCAGGUUUACAAGAUUGCCCCAGAUGUUCUCCUUGAACAAGGCAAAGCCAAGAACCCAUGGCCAAAUGUUGAUGCCCAUAGCGGUGUGCUUUUGCAGUACUAUGGCCUUACCGAGAUGAAUUACUAUACUGUCCUGUUUGGRGUGUCUAGAGCUCUUGGAGUCCUGGCUUCCUUAGUUUGGGACCGUGCCUUAGGGCUUCCAAUUGAAAGACCAAAGAGUAUGACAACUGAGCUUCUCAAGAAGCAUGUUGGGGCAUCRUAAUGUUACACUGCUGAAAACAGAAAUAUGUCAAUGAGAAAAUGGUUCAAGGAUUUUUUUAUGGAGACAAACCUGGCAUGUAAAUUUUCACUUUGUUUAAGCUAAAGUAUCUAGGGAAGUAUUGCCUGCAGUUUUGUCAAACCUCUAACAGCUAUAGUGAARUGACAUGUACAUGUAGGAAUACACCGCAAUCUAAAUGCUUAACAAUAAUCAAGCUAAUAGUCUUUUGUGAAAUACUUUCCAGUAAAUUACUGCCAGCUUGCUGGCAUUGUGUGUAUCUCAAGGCAAACAAAUAAAUUUUACCAAUUUUGUCUGUUUAA
Molecule: messenger RNA, 1799 nt
Organism: Exaiptasia diaphana
Lineage: Eukaryota; Metazoa; Cnidaria; Anthozoa; Actiniaria; Aiptasiidae
Product: citrate synthase, mitochondrial
Exons: 11
Coding region: 64-1482 (472 amino acids)
Biological process (GO): citrate metabolic process; tricarboxylic acid cycle; carbohydrate metabolic process
Cellular component (GO): mitochondrial matrix
Source: RefSeq, a predicted model, not a curated record